AUGGGUCUCACGGAGAUACGGACCGCCGUCAAGGUCGAUUUGAAGAAGCCAGCGGAUCAGCAGCCCGUACUUCAUAAUAGAUGGCAUCCAGACGUUCCCUUCACGGCCAAAGUUAAAGAUGGGGAGGUCUUCAAGGUGGAGUGUGUCGACUGGACAGGAGGACAGAUUGGCAACAAUGACAGCGCGGACGAUGUGAAGAACAUCGACCUCACCAAGAUUCACUACUUGUCUGGCCCGUUCGAGGUGGAAGGUGCCGAACCUGGAGAUGUCCUCGUGGUGGAGAUCCAAGAUGUGCAGCCAUUUCAAGAACAGCCUUGGGGUUUUACGGGCGUAUUUGACAAGGACAACGGGGGAGGCUUCCUUGACGAGCUUUACCCUAACGCCGCCAAAGCCAUCUGGGACUUCGAAGGCAUCUUCUGCUCCUCUCGCCAUAUCCCGCAUCUCCGAUUCCCUGGUCAGAUUCACCCGGGCAUCCUCGGCUGUGCUCCCUCCGCCGAGAUCCUCGCUGAGUGGAACCGCCGCGAAGCCCACCUGAUCAGCACCACCGAGCUCAAACGCAUCGUCGCGCUGCCCCCUCAACCCCAGAACGUCCACGCGGGCUCCGCAUCCGACGAGGUUAAAGAAAAAGUAGGCAAAGAGGGCGCGAGGACUAUACCCGGCCGCCCCGAGCAUGGUGGCAACUGCGAUAUCAAGAACCUGGGCCGCGGCAGCAAAGUCUUCCUCCCGAUCCACGUCCCCGGGGCAAAAUUCAGUAUUGGCGAUCUACACUUCAGCCAAGGCGACGGCGAAAUUUCUUUCUGCGGCGCGAUUGAGAUGGCAGGGGUCAUCACGCUGAAACUGUCCGUGAUGCAGAGCGGCAUGAAGGAUCUGGACAUGAAGAGCCCUCUUUUCCUGCCGGGACCCGUGGAGCCCCAUUACGGGCCGAGCAAGUAUCUGACCUUUGAGGGAUUCAGCGUCGACGAUAAGGGAGUGCAGCACUACAUGGACGCCACCGUCGCGUACCGGCAGGCGACCCUGAGGUGCAUCGAGUACCUGAGACGAUAUGGCUACUCCGACUACCAGGUCUACCUCAUGUUGAGCUGCGCGCCGAUUCAGGGACACGUGGCCGGCUUGGUGGAUAUCCCGAACGCGUGCAUGACGCUAGGGGUGCCGAUGGAUAUCUUCGAUUUCGACAUCUCGCCUACGGGCCCUGUGGAGAAGAUGGAGAUGGGGGCUUGUGCCGUUGCGAACAAGUGA
Molecule: messenger RNA, 1236 nt
Organism: Letharia columbiana
Lineage: Eukaryota; Fungi; Ascomycota; Lecanoromycetes; Lecanorales; Parmeliaceae
Exons: 5
Coding region: 1-1236 (411 amino acids)
Molecular function (GO): hydrolase activity, acting on carbon-nitrogen (but not peptide) bonds, in linear amides
Source: RefSeq, a predicted model, not a curated record